AAAAGGGUUGCACAAUUUACCUGUUAUUUGAUUUUAGUUUGCUAGAUUUACACAUUUUUGACUGAGCUGCACCAACUACAAUAAAAUUACCUGUGUAUAUAAAUAUUUUCUCAGUGCUGGCAUGACACCACCUGUAACUGCAUUUGCUGGGAUGAUCAUAAGUGGUACAGUGAGUCUUUUAUUUUGAAAAUAAGUCAUAUGAACCUGUCAAAAGUUAUAAACUAUUUCAUUUUUGGAAAAAUGUCUUUAUGUGUAUGUGUUAUUUAUAAAAACAAUAGCGUUAUUUUUUCACAUAAAUCCAAAUCCGUGUCUUGUUUUUGACAAAAGACAUUGCAGCUUCUUCUGGCUCCUGAAUGGCUCUUUAAGUGUUGAAGGUUUCAGACUCCUGACCUAAAUCCCUCCUCAUAGCCCCAACCUGAGCAUCUUUUAUCAAUAUCAUCACUGUCUUCGUGUGUCCAUACCAUUUAAGAUACUUUGCUGCAUUAAUCUCGUGUCUGAGAUCCAUCCUUGUUAUUCCCGAAGGGAACUUGAACAUCUUCAGCUCUGCCACCUCCAGAUUUGCCUUUUGCUCACAUUUGCACAUGUAAAGCUGUUUUUGAAAUGACCUUUUCCUGUGAUGUCUGGCUCCACCUCCAACAUCCAUGGGUCAUCAUCUCAUGAAAAGGUGCUUGUUAACCUUUGGGACCCACCCUGUAAUCCCCUAUUGUACAAAUAGGACUUAUGUGCAGACUUGAAGGUCCACCAGCUGGAGAUCUCAGACCAACACGGAUCUGGAAGCCCCUGCAAGGAAGAUGGAGAAGUCUGGAGUUCCAGGAACCUUUCAUCCAACCAGUGGCACCCGGAGAGAAGUCUAUGGGAAUGCUUCCACCUACCUGGCAAAGAUUGCAGUGGCCCUUCAUGAUGCUCCGGACCAGAUGCUCACCUUCACUCAGUUGAUUCAGAAGAUGGAGCCACUGAUUUCUGAGGGCAGAAAAUCUGUUGAGAACAACAUCCGGGUGUGUUUGUCAACGCACAGAUGCUUCAGAAAGAUUCCAGUGGUGCCAGACCCUGUGACUACCAAGAGAAACUACUGGAAACUGGACUCUAGCCAGAUCACAACAAAGAUGGUGCGUCGUCACCUCAAAGAUCUCCUGCACCUCUUCCCCGAGCUCGCCUCCAAAGUGGAAACAGGGAGCAAAAAUCAAAGAUCAGGAAAGCAGUCGGUGCUCUGCUCUCCUCAACCUGCUGCCUGUGAUGAUGCCCGGGUUAACGGGAAGUUCAGCAGCUCCUUUUCCAUUGAAAACCUGCUGAAAAAAGACACUACUCCAGCUCGGCCGCUCAGAGCUUUUCCACCGUCCAUUUUGCUGGUUAAAGCGGAGCAGCACCUUUGUUCAGAUCACAGAUCAGCUGGAGAAAAGACGGCUGUUACCUGGGGGUCUGAGCAGCUUUUGUUUAGUCAAACUCCUGCUGGAAGUUUUACAUUCUGGUCAACAGGGGGCAGCAUAUCCCACUGCCUCAAUACUGGAGGAAUGUCUCAAUCAAUCUAUGACAUGCCAGUGAUACUUGGGUCACCAUCUAACUACUGAUCGCUGUAGACACAGCUACAUUAAACCAGUGCAAUAUAGUUUGUAUUUUUUAAAAUAUGUUUUUACUUUUUUUAUGUUUCAGAAGUGAGGAGUUUGUUUGAUUUGGAAAAAAACAUUGUUAGAGAUAUAAAGUACCAUUCUGAAGACGAGCUAAAAUCUAAACCGUCUGCCUUUGUUAAAGGUUAACACUCUUGCAGUCAUGGCUUAACAAGUGACAUAAUACAUUACAAAGUAGACUAACUGCAGCUGCGAGUUUGACUUGAGCAAAUGAGUUAAUGUGGUUGGGAAAGGCAACUGAAGUCCUGAUAAAGGCUGGCCCAAAGAGGUCAGAGUUAGUUUAGGCUUGAGAAUGGGUAGUGAGGGUAAUGACCUGAUAAACAGGAGGGAAUGCUUUGUAAAACAUGAAGUUGAUGGGGGCUGUUGGAAGCCUUUCAGCUCCUUCCUGACCUAAACUACCUAAUAUAAGACAGCUGCUGAAAGUCUUAGGAAAGGAGUUCGACGGUCUUCUUUACCAAUGGACCUUUCUCCAUAAACAAUUCCUUCUAAAUGUCCAUCUAAGGAACAGUUAAGACAUUUUGAUCCAACAGCUCAUUUAUACAAGAAAUGUUUUUUUCCUUUUUUGUACCCCUAUCCCCCAUUUAUAAUAUCCCAACUCUCUCUUGCCUUUUCAAAAAAAAUGAAUGUAU
This is a messenger RNA of Oryzias latipes (Japanese medaka), 2251 nucleotides long. NCBI's taxonomy places the organism in Eukaryota, Metazoa, Chordata, Actinopteri, Beloniformes, Adrianichthyidae. The record is from RefSeq and is a predicted model, not a curated record.